Brettanomyces nanus is the source of this 324-nucleotide messenger RNA. It is a transcript of the gene HSP10, whose product is annotated as 10 kDa heat shock protein. Gene Ontology annotation, molecular function: ATP binding; metal ion binding; protein folding chaperone. Lineage: Eukaryota; Fungi; Ascomycota; Pichiomycetes; Pichiales; Pichiaceae. The coding region runs from base 1 to 324 and encodes 107 amino acids. Gene Ontology annotation, cellular component: mitochondrial matrix. The transcript has 2 exons. The record is from RefSeq and is a predicted model, not a curated record.
AUGUCCACAUUGUCCAAUUUCAUUAAAUCUGCUAAGUCGAUCAUCCCAACGUUUGACAGAGUUUUGGUCCAAAGAAUCAAGGCUUCUCAGAAGACUGCCUCUGGUAUCUACAUUCCCGAAAAAAACCUUUCCAAGCCAAAUGUUGCCAAUGUUAUUGCCAUUGGUCCCGGUUACACUGCUCAAGGUGGCCAGCUUAUUAAGCCAACCGUUGCCGUUGGUGACAAAGUCUUGAUUCCUCCUCAUGGAGGAAGCCAGAUCACCCUCAACAAAGAAGAGUACCUACUUCUUAGAGAUUCCGAUAUAUUGGCUAAGAUUCAGGAUUAA